CGCAUGCGCCCGAGCCGGCACUGCCCUCUGCACCCGCCCGCGCCGCAGGGCCGCGUCCGCCUGCCUACUGAAAUAACAAGUUCAAGACUGUGGCUGUUACAGCACCUGAUAACAACAUGAACGUUUAAUUCAAAUCUGCAGUUUAAGAACAAACCUACAUACCUAGCCUUAUUCUUUCCUGUCACCCCUGUGCUACUGAGGCCAACGUUGGCUUGUCCUUGCUUCUUGUUACCUUGUCUGAAAUCAGUCAUGGCUGACGACUCUCAGAGAAACUUUCGAUCAGUGUAUUAUGAGAAAGUGGGGUUUCGUGGAGUUGAAGAAAAGAAGUCACUGGAAAUUCUGUUAAAAGAUGACCGGUUGGAUAUUGAGAAGCUUUGCACAUUUAGUCAAAGGUUUCCUCUCCCAUCCAUGUAUCGUAUACUGGUGUGGAAAGUGCUUUUAGGAAUUAUUCCUCCUCACCAUGAAUCUCAUGCUUUGGUGAUGAAGUACCGGAAGGAGCAGUACUGGGAUAUACACCAUGCUCUUCGUGUAAUUCGUUUUAUUAAUGAUUCUACCCCACAGGUAGAUGUUUUCCUACGCAUACAUCAACUGGAAUCAGGAAAAUUGCCCCGAAACUUGGCUUUUCCAUUGGAACCUGAAGAUGAAGUGUUUCUUGCUAUUGCUAAAGCAAUGGAGGAAAUGGUGGAGGAUCCUAUAGAAUGCUAUUGGCUUGUCAGUUGCUUUGUGAAUCAGCUGAGCAGUAAGCACAAAGAUUCAUUACAACAACUGCCUAAAAUUCUGGAGCAGUAUUUGAACAUUGAAGAUAACAGGCUCUUGAUGCAUCUGAAAGCAUGUGCUGCAAUGAGCAAACUCCCUUAUGAUCUUUGGUUUAAAAAGUGUUUUGCAGGUUGUUUACCUGAGUCCAGUUUACAGAGAGUUUGGGACAAAGUUAUUAGUGGGUCCUGCAAGAUUCUCGUUUUUGUUGCUGUGGAGAUAUUAUUAACGUUUAAAAUGAAAAUAAUAGCACUGAAUACUGCAGAAAAGAUCACACAGUUUUUGGAAAAUAUUCCUCAAGAUAACACUGAUGCUAUUGUCAGCAAAGCUGUUGAUUUGUGGCGCACACACUGUGGGACUCCAGCACACUCAGUCUGAGAACUUUCUUCGCUUAUGACAGCUUGGGGAAAAAAAAAGACAUUUGAAAAGACAUUUUACCACUCUUCCCCAUCCUAGUGUGAAGUUCUUCAUUACCUCGUCUAUGUAAAGAUGCUAUUAAAGCAGCUAAUAGCAUAGUGAUCAAUAUGUAAGUAUUUUUCAAUAAAUACAGGUGGA
Molecule: messenger RNA, 1308 nt
Organism: Haliaeetus leucocephalus (bald eagle)
Lineage: Eukaryota; Metazoa; Chordata; Aves; Accipitriformes; Accipitridae
Gene: TBC1D7
Product: TBC1 domain family, member 7
Exons: 9
Coding region: 250-1131 (293 amino acids)
Biological process (GO): negative regulation of TOR signaling; activation of GTPase activity
Molecular function (GO): GTPase activator activity
Source: RefSeq, a predicted model, not a curated record